GGCAUCCCGAGUAACACGGGGAUUGUUUUGCUAGAUAUGUCAGCCUACAAAGGACAUCUAUCGCUUCUUUAAAACAUCUUCAAAAUGUCUUUUCCCAACAGCUCUCCAGCAGCAAAUACUUUUCUAGUAGAUUCUUUGAUUAGCGCUUGUAGAACAGACAGUUUCUACUCCAGCGGUAAUAUGUACAUGCCAACCAGUACAGAAAUGGGAACUUAUGGAAUGCAAACCUGUGGACUUAUGCCGUCUCUCGGUAAAAGGGGAGAAGUUAGCCACCAAAACAUGGGCAUGAAUGUCCAUUCAUAUAUACCUCAAAUUGAUGGCUGGGCUGACCCGAACAGAUCGUGCAGAAUAGAGCAACCUUCCGCCCAGAUGCCCACGUGCACGUUUUCACAAAACAUAAAAGAAGAAAGUACUUGCUGCAUGUAUUCCGAAAAGAGAGCAAAGGUCAGCUCAUCAGAAAUCCCCGCAUACGCUAAUUUGAUACCCGAAUCUUGUUCUGUUGAUGGUCCAGAAAUUCCCGUCCCAGGCUAUUUCAGACUGAGUCAAACUUACGCAUCUGGGAAAAACCAAGACUUUGGCCACGAGACGAGUCCAAACACUAUUUUGCAGCUGAGCAGAGUCACUCCAAAACCGCAGCUGUCUUCGCUUCUCGAAGUGGAAAAGAAAAUAACCGAAUUACCGAACAACCAGGAGACGACCAAGACCCCAACACCAGUGGAAAGCCCAGAUCCUAAGUCGAGUUCGCAAGAGGAAAAGAACUGCUCCACUGAAACGUCUGCCUCCAGCCCAGAAUUGCCACAGAAGGAAACUAAAGAAUGUAAAAGUGAUCCUCCAACGAGCAAUUGGUUGACUGCAAAAAGUGGACGGAAAAAAAGAUGCCCCUACACAAAGCAUCAAACCCUGGAAUUAGAGAAAGAGUUUUUGUUCAACAUGUACCUGACACGUGAGCGCCGCCUAGAGAUCAGUAAAAGUGUCAACCUCACCGACCGACAAGUGAAGAUUUGGUUUCAGAAUCGAAGAAUGAAGCUGAAGAAGAUGAGCAGGGAAAACCGAAUUCGGGAACUUACCUCAAACCUCACUUUUUCGUGAGCAUGCACAUUAAUGCAUAUUCUUUUUACCUCUUUUCCCCUUUCCCUUCCUUCAUCAGAAUGAUGCACUGGGGAUAUUGGACAUCUUUUUUCCAGUCUGGAAAUCGUAACUUGUUUUUGCUACUUUACGUUAUGCUUUUAUUGUAUUCACUUGAUGGUAUUCUAAAGUGGCGCGUUGUGUAAUUUAAAUUGUUUCAUCACAGGGUAACGAUGAACUCGUUUAUAUAUAGGUCUUAAAUUAUUAAAGUGUUGCAGACCCCCAUUGUUGGAGUGUUUUUGGUUUGUUUGAUUGAAAAGAAAGACAUCGUCGUGGAAGAGACUUGUUUUGAAAUUCACAGCAGACCAUGAUUUUGAACAUGAAAGCACAUUUACUGUUAUUACGUGAUUAGCGAAACAUUCGUCCAUGAAAGUAGACUACUUCAAUUUUGUGCAUUCUUAAACAUAUACAAUUCUAUAUAGUAGAUGUGAUAAGUAUUGUUAACAUAUGGGUGUAACAUUAAUGCAUGUUUUGUG
Messenger RNA from Anguilla anguilla (European eel), 1601 nucleotides. RefSeq names its product homeobox D10a (gene hoxd10a). The coding region runs from base 85 to 1089 and encodes 334 amino acids. Gene Ontology annotation, biological process: regulation of transcription by RNA polymerase II. The transcript is spliced from 2 exons. Gene Ontology annotation, molecular function: DNA-binding transcription factor activity, RNA polymerase II-specific; RNA polymerase II cis-regulatory region sequence-specific DNA binding. Gene Ontology annotation, cellular component: nucleus. The record is from RefSeq and is a predicted model, not a curated record. NCBI's taxonomy places the organism in Eukaryota, Metazoa, Chordata, Actinopteri, Anguilliformes, Anguillidae.